AUGGUUUCAGGCGGCAAUGACAAAAAUACACCUGCCGUAGUAUCGUUAGCCGCGGGAGGUGUGGCUGGAGGCGUCGAAGGGUUUCUUUCGUAUCCGAUGGAGUUCGCAAAGACCCGUGUGCAAUUGAGGGCAGAGAAAGGUGUCCCGACCCCCAGGAAUCCGUUUCUCGUUGUUACGCAAGUCUAUCAGAAGGAAGGUAUUCGAGCGUUAUACAAAGGCUGCGGCGCAUUAGUUGUAGGCUCGAUAGCUAAAGAUGGCGUGCGCUUCCUCUUUUUCGACCAAAUCAAAGAAUCGUUCGCAGAUCCAGAGACCGGCACCCUCUCCCCUCUGCGCAACCUCCUUGCUGGCAUGACCGCCGGAGUAAUAGCAUCCAUCACCGCAGUCACUCCCACGGAGCGCAUCAAAACUGCCCUUAUUGAUGACGCAAGGACUGAAAAAAGAUUUCGAUCUGGUUUUCAUGCUACUACUACAAUCUGGAAAGAGCAUGGAAUUCUAGGGUUGUACCGCGGAUUUGCGGGAACUACGAUGAAGCAAGCAUCCGCUACUGCGUUUCGUAUGGGAACGUACAAUAUUCUGAAGGACUACGAGAAGGAGAGGAAUAUUGAGCAGAAUACUGCUGUUAACUUCGCCAAUGGAUCGGUUGCAGGUGUUGUGACGACUCUUGCUACCCAACCUUUCGAUGUGAUCAAGACGCGAUCUCAGAGCGCCAGAGGAACAUCGACUGCCGAGGCUGUUAAGAGUAUUUUGCUCGACUAUGGUAUCCGAGGAUUCUGGAAAGGCACAACAAUGCGAUUGGGACGGACUGUAUUUAGUGGCGGUAUUCUGUUCACGAGCUAUGAAGCCGUGGUUAAGGUCAUCAUGCCACUUUACCCAGGAGUGACGCAUACGCCAGCUACUGAAGCUCCAUAG
Molecule: messenger RNA, 909 nt
Organism: Cucurbitaria berberidis CBS 394.84
Lineage: Eukaryota; Fungi; Ascomycota; Dothideomycetes; Pleosporales; Cucurbitariaceae
Product: mitochondrial carrier
Exons: 4
Coding region: 1-909 (302 amino acids)
Biological process (GO): mitochondrial citrate transmembrane transport
Source: RefSeq, a predicted model, not a curated record